Messenger RNA from Cylindrotheca closterium, 1107 nucleotides. The record is from the annotation of a GenBank genome assembly. Lineage: Eukaryota; Bacillariophyta; Bacillariophyceae; Bacillariales; Bacillariaceae.
AUGGCAUCUACAGAAGACCAAGAUAUCAUUCCCACCAUCAUUGCGUUGGCAGUGAUUGGAAUCACAAUUCAUCUCACAAAUGCGGUAGGAAUUCUGACUACCUUGAUUGCCAAGCUAAACUUGAAGCGAAAAGCCAUGCAAAAGGCUUCAGAAGAUGCAGAUGCCAGUGUUACUGGUGUCUUCAUUCACCCCGUCAAGUCUCUUCGAGCCGUAUCUUUGCCACAAGCUCAACUGGACUACAAGGGUUUUCAUGGGGACCGACGAUUUAUGGUGUGCUAUCCAGCUCCUCGGUGGCAAGGAGAUACGAGACACCGUUUUUUGACGCAAAGACAGUGCCCUUCGUUAGCGACGGUCGUGGCCAAAUUGGACGAAGAUAGUUUGGUGUUGGAAUGUGGCGAUCAGUCGAUUGAAAUUUUCACGGAAGUGGAGGCGGGCUCGAAACGACGUACCUUUGAUGCUGGUAUUUGGGACGAUCAAGUGGCAGUCGAGGAUAUGGGAAAUGAAGCUGCCAAGUUUUUGCAGGCCAUUGUGGAUGCUGACGAGGAUUGUCGCAGUGGUGAUGAAGGAGACUCUCCUGCCUCCAAGAGCCUGUUCCAGAAGGUCCGACUGGUGGAGCAUUGCGUAAAUGAUCGAGAAGCACCUGCCAAAUUUGUUCCCUCCAGUGCUAAAACUUGGUUGGGAAAACGCCCACAAGUAUCACUGACGGAUGGCUUUCCAAUUCUCAUUGCCUGUGAAGCGUCUUUGGAAGAACUCAACAAGAAGCUUAAGGAGGCUGGAAAGGAUCCCAUUUCCAUGUCCAAUUUCCGUCCCAACAUUGUCAUUAAGGGUACCAAUCCCUUUGAAGAAGAUAAAUGGAAACAUAUAUCUAUUGGAGAUAAAGUCUUUGCUAUUGUCAGGGCUUGCUCACGCUGCAAACAGUCUUGUACAAAUCAACAAACGGGAGCUGUCUCGACAGAGCCCAUCGAAGUGAUGAAGUCCUUUCGCGCCCUGGGAGAAAAUGAAACGGACGUUUUCUUUGCCCAAAAUGCAAUCCCUCUCGGCACAGGAACGAUCAAGGUUGGUGAUGAGGUUCGAAUCAUUGACCGAGGUGAUCCAAUUUAUUACUGA